Messenger RNA from Nothobranchius furzeri (turquoise killifish), 2352 nucleotides. It is a transcript of the gene phactr3b, whose product is annotated as phosphatase and actin regulator 3b. Gene Ontology annotation, biological process: actin cytoskeleton organization. Gene Ontology annotation, molecular function: actin binding. The record is from RefSeq and is a predicted model, not a curated record. Lineage: Eukaryota; Metazoa; Chordata; Actinopteri; Cyprinodontiformes; Nothobranchiidae.
GACGUUUUGACGCGUGAAAUGUGGAGCCCGUGACGCUGCUCGCCUAACGGAUUUCCCCACCGCCGCUGCAGCCUGUCGGGGAGCUGUAGCUGCAGCAACCAGGGCGCAUUCAUCUGAUCUUGGCUGCCACUUGAUGCCGCUGACCUUGGCUGGCUGGCUGGCGGUGAUCACCCCUUUAACACCGCGCUUCGGUCCUCAGCAUGGCAUCCUCGUCUUCCUCUUCCUCCUCCUCACCAUCCAACGGGCUGGAUGGAGACUGCGUGCUGCAGCGUGGAAGAUCUCAAAGUGACCCGAGCAGCAUCACGGAGGUGCGCUCGGGUGAAGCCCACGGAGCAGAUGCGAUGGACCAGCAGAGGGCGCUGCAUUCUGGCUGUGUGGUCUCAGGGGUCCGCACACCUCCAGUCCGGCGCAACAGCAAGCUGGCCAGCCUGGGGCGCAUCUUCAAGCCAUGGAAGUGGAGGAAAAAGAAAAACGAGAAGCCGAAGCCUUCAGCCACAGCAGAGAAGAAGGCUGCUGUACGUCAGAAGAAAGAUGACCACGUCAGGCGGAACACCGAGGAGACAGAAGCUGAGUCAGAUCAGGCCUGUGGGGGGGACGGUGAGGACCCAGACACCCCAACCCAAUCCGACAGAGAGGACAGAGACGAGGAGCCCGUGGCGCCUCUGGUCAGCACCAACGAGGACCUGGGCAGUGAUUUAGAUUCAUCAACAGUACAAGAUGUGGCCGAAGACUCCAAAGCAGCUGGAGAUACCAACCAGAGUGAGGAUGGAGAGGACGAGACCACCUCACUCAGUGACCCCAGUGAGGCUCAGAUGGUGGGGACGGUGGAGACAAUCCAGGAGAAACAGGAAGUGACAUCAGUAAAGCCUCAGAGACGAGCCAGCACCCCCCCUCCUCCAAGGCUUCCUGUCAAAAUGCUCACCCGACUGGGCAGCUUAGAUGCUGCUCCUCCAGUUCCUGUCAAAAAGUCCCCAGCCACCUUACCUAGGAACUUCUCACUCCCCAAAGAUCCUCAUGGUUCUCUGUUGAGGGCAAGGAUCUCCACACCCACUGGGUCCCCCCACCUGGGGGCGCUGCCGCCCAGCUGCAUCAUCGAGGAGCUGCACCGCGCGCUGGCCACCAAACACAGGCAGGACAGUUUGCAGGUGAAGGACUGUCGCUCCUCUCAGAAGCGCAGGCUGGACGGUCGUCUGUCUCGUACCUCCAGCACAGAGAGCGAACCGCUUGGCGAGUCAGACGGCAAGAAAUCGUCUGACGAGAACAAGGAAAACUGGCGUCUGGAUCAAUACCUGAGCGACCAGGACAGCUGGAACGAGUCUGUGAUCUCUGGAACGCUCCCCCGCCGGAUGAGGAAGGAGCUGCUGGCCGUGAAGCUCCGAAACCGGCCGAGCAAACAGGAGCUGGAGGACCGCAACAUCUUCCCGGUCCGCAGCGACCAGGAGCGGCAGGAAAUCCGCCAGCAGAUAGAGAUGAAGCUGGCCAAGAGGCUGAGCCAGAGGCCGGCUGUGGAGGAGCUGGAGAGUCGGAACAUCUUGAAACAACGAAAUGACCAGAGUGAGCAGGAGGAGAGGAGGGAGAUCAAGCAGCGGCUGAACAGGAAGCUCAACCAGCGGCCGACAGUGGACGAGCUGCGGGACAGAAAGAUCCUGAUUCGGUUCAGUGACUAUGUGGAGGUGGCCAAAGCUCAGGACUACGACAGGCGUGCUGACAAGCCAUGGACCAGACUGUCAGCAGCCGACAAGGCGGCCAUCAGGAAGGAGCUGAAUGAGUUUAAAAGCAACGAGAUGGAGGUCCAUUCUUCUAGCAAGCAUCUGACAAGGUUUCACCGGCCUUAGCAAGGUUUCUUCUGUGAAGAGUUGCUGAAAUCUGGUUUUGUCAGAAGGUCUUGCAUGAGGGACCUUCCAGCUCUUUGGCUCCACAGUCAGCGGCCGUCCUGAUAUUUGGGUCCAGCAAACUUUGAGGCUAUGUCUCUGGAAACGGGUCUGUCGGUAGAAGAGGCCGAACGCAGCAAGCUCUUAGAAGAACAUCUGAACCCUCACUUCCCCCGUCAGAGGUGCAAGAACCAGGGUUAUCUAUCUGCAGUGGAUCAACAGAGACCUUUUUUGUAAACAGACUCUUUUGAAAGACUUUUUUAAAACUGCUGCUGGGGAGCAACGUGCAUGUGUCCGAGUCGACCGGUCCCACUCCAGUAUCAGUAGUCCCAUCCUUGAGCUGUGUCUGACUCUCAAUGAUUCAGUUGAUGAAUUUCAUAUCAACUGUGUUAAUGUUGUUCAGCAGAAACCUGCGAGACAAAAAUCCCUUUGUAACUUCUAUUUAUUGUCUGCACAAUACAGGUUUUUAAUUUGUAACAAA